CUCGCUGGUGCGAAUUCUAGGGUUAGGGUUUGGUUGAACUGUACAAGUUGUCCAAAAUUCCGAUCGAAUAAAGACGCAGAGAUGAGUUCGACGGCUUCAACCAAGGGUGGGCGGGGUAAGUCUAAAUCGUCCAAAUCGGUGUCGAGGUCAAGUAAGGCGGGAUUGCAGUUCCCCGUCGGAAGGAUCGCUAGGUUUUUAAAGGCUGGAAAAUACGCUCAGCGUGUUGGUGCGGGUGCUCCGGUCUAUCUCUCCGCCGUCCUUGAGUAUCUUGCUGCUGAGGUUUUGGAAUUAGCUGGAAAUGCUGCGAGAGAUAAUAAGAAGAACCGUAUUGUUCCGAGGCACAUUCAGCUUGCAGUGAGGAAUGAUGAAGAAUUGAGUAAACUUCUGGGAGCUGUGACCAUCGCAAAUGGAGGGGUUUUGCCGAACAUCCAUCAGACUCUAUUGCCGAAGAAGGCUGGGAAAGGGAAGGGUGAGAUUGGAUCUGCGUCUCAGGAGUUCUAAGAUAUUAUCUCUAAC
Messenger RNA from Telopea speciosissima, 516 nucleotides. RefSeq names its product histone H2AX-like. The transcript has 2 exons. The record is from RefSeq and is a predicted model, not a curated record. Gene Ontology annotation, molecular function: protein heterodimerization activity; structural constituent of chromatin; DNA binding. Bases 82 to 501 code for a protein of 139 amino acids. Gene Ontology annotation, cellular component: nucleosome. NCBI's taxonomy places the organism in Eukaryota, Viridiplantae, Streptophyta, Magnoliopsida, Proteales, Proteaceae.